Messenger RNA from Lineus longissimus, 2778 nucleotides. RefSeq names its product enkurin domain-containing protein 1-like. The record is from RefSeq and is a predicted model, not a curated record. The transcript is spliced from 7 exons. Bases 109 to 1125 code for a protein of 338 amino acids. NCBI's taxonomy places the organism in Eukaryota, Metazoa, Nemertea, Pilidiophora, Heteronemertea, Lineidae. Gene Ontology annotation, cellular component: cytoplasmic microtubule.
GUCCUUACAAUCAUGGCGAAAACCAACUGAAAACUUGGGCAACCGGAACGUUUUCCUUUCUUAUUUAUCUUUCCUUUCAUAAAGGUUCACUGAAAGUUGUUGUACUCAAUGACAACCAUGGUUUCAGGAUGGAAGUCGAGUAUUUCUGGUCCUAUUCCACCGCAUCCAUACUAUGACUCCAAGAGCCAAUCGGAGUACAUCCACAUGCCUCCACAAAGGAUAAAGGGCGAGGAAGGUUCAGCCAUUGCCACCCAUGGCCACAAAGGGACAGUAUCUGUGUUACUUUCUCUUGAAGGUCAGGGGGUACGGCCAUCAAGUGCCAGAACAAAACCUCCGCCGAAAGACCACAUGAAAGAAAACUGGCGCCGUAUGCGUCAGAUUCAGAAAGUCAGCAAGGAACGUGAAGCUGAUAAGGAACAGAAACAACCUGUGCCAGUGAAAGCGCUGUGGAAAUCAGAAAAAUACAGUGAUGUUCCUUCCAGAGUUGCUGAAAAUAUUGUGCACACACCAGGAGCACCUCGGCCAGAAUCAAGAAAUUUUUUACGUGCCCAUUCACGAUCUGGUCCAUCAAGGCCGCCAUCUCCAGCAGAUGGCGGGACGACUCCACGUCCCCGAUCAGCCUCGUCUGUGACAUCAUCGAUCCCGUCUGCCUCCAGUGCAAGCGAUGUCGAAUUGAUUCGGCGAGACAUUGACUUCAUCCGAGUAAAUGGUAAGAGUGUAAAACAUGCAGGUAUGCGCCGAUCACCGAGCGCAUCCAUGUUGGACGAUCUAAAGAAAAAGCAGGAAGACGAAAUGGAAACGUAUAGGAAGGGAGUAGUCCCAAAAUACUUGGAUAAGCGACAAAGGGAGUGGAAAGCUGAAGAAGUGCGUCGCAUUGCCGAGGCCCCUGAUCCAGAUUGUCCUCCCGGCCACAAGAAGAUGCCGAAUGAAGAGAGGAAGAAGACACUCGACCUUCUCAAAGAAAGUGAGGAGAAGCUGAUUGAACAAAUGAAUCAUUUACCGGUUCACAACGACACUCUCAGGGUCAGAAUGAAGAAACAGGAACUCGAUGCCAAACUCGCUGAGAUUGAGGAGGCAUUAAAGAUCUUUACGAGACCCAAGGUCUUUGUGAAGGUGGACAGUUAGAAUACAAGUACUUACUAUGACAGUUGCAAACAGUUCUCAUGGAUACCCUUUCUCUCUCAGGCACAUUCGGGACUGGUAUAACAAACUGGCUUUAGGUUCUUUAUAUGGCUAUACUGUGCUUGCUGAUCCAGUCGGCAUAAGCGCUAUAGAGUCCCAACUCCAAGUUAGAUUGAGUCUUGCCUCAGUUUAAUGAUGGCCUGUGUGAUUGAAAAUUGUUAAUUUUGUAGACAGCCAUUUAAAUUCUAAGCCAGACUGUUCCUUGGCAAAUGAUCAACUGCUGGUUGUUUUUCUAGUUCUCUGUCAUGUAGGUAUUGAGAAAUUAAGAUUGAAAAAAACCUAUAAUGUGCCUUCUCAUACACAUAUUUCUGUGAAGUAGUAGAUUUCUUUGAGGCAGUGAUUGAUAUGGGAUGUAAGACAACAUAUGAAUGAAUAUUGUAACAUUAUUCAUAGUCAAAUGUCGUUCCACUCCGAGUAGAUAAUGUGCAUUCUGUCUCAAUUACGUCUUUCUUAAAGGGGGACUAUAGGCAGGAGCUGAGGGGCUAAUUUGGCCAUCUUUUGGUGACUGACGUACACAGUAAGGGCCCUGGGUCAUGUUAGAUUCAGCACUAGAUAUAUUCCUCGUACAAACAUGAAUCAUUUCAACCUACUGUGAGAUGUGAGAGACCCCUAUUGGCGUCUUUGUGUAUUUUUACCUUGCCUGCCUAGCUGCUGCCUAUAUUAUCCCUUUAAGCUAAGUGUACAAUAUAUCUGGGCCAAGAAGUAAAGACAGAAAAGCUAUAACACCACAGAAUAUAUAGAUGUCUGAGCUUUAUAUUAUGUAGAUGUCUGAAGUUUUUUUGUACAUAACUAUAGAUAUGUAAUUGUCUGAACUUUUGAUAUGUGUGAGCUUUGUCAAUUUUGCAUAAGUGGUGAAACGCACAUGGCACUUUGCUUUAUUUCUCAGAAUCCGGAACAACUCCAGUUGCCUAAGAGGAGACUGGGAAAAGUUAGCCUGACAUUCACUCUUGGAUCCCCACAUCUGAGGUAGGCCUACAUAACGAAAGUAUACAAUCUUGCUCAUGUAGCGUAAUGCAGUUCUAAAAAUAUUUAAUUGGCUUUCAAAAUUACAUGUGUGAAAAUACUGAGACAGUCUUGCAUAUAAAUGCAUCGUCCUGGUGUCUGCAAAUCAAAAUAAUCAUUUGAUUUUGAGGAUCAUUGUUCACUCACCAAACUCAACAUAUCUCGUUCUGGAUGGGUUCUUGAUGAAUGAGGGACUUAAUUACCAGAGGAUGGCAGUAAUAGUUAGCAGUCCAAUACAAUCAAUGAAUAACUUAUUCAAAAUAUCUGUGUGCUGCAAGGAGAGCUAAAGUUUGCAUUUUAAAAUUUGCCUGUCUGACUGCUUUUAAUUUGUAUCUUCAGCGACAUGCAAUAUAAUACAGAUUGUAUUGUAUUUGUACUAAUACAGAAUGUAUUUUUGAACCUCACUCAACCAGUAAAGAUCCUGUGUAUGUAACGUUUAUUGGUAAACUCCUGUAUGUAUUUUUGAACCCACCAUGUCUGUAGAAGCCCUGUGAAUAAUGAAAUUGUAUGAAAAUGUUUUUUUUAGAAUCUCUGGUAGAUUUUACACGUCCAAUGUACAUAUCGUCUUAAAAUACAAUCCUUAUAGUUAAAGCA